AUGGAUCGAUCAACCAUCGCUGACAUUCUUCAGGAGAUCAUUAAAGCCGGAGCUGCCGUCGUCAACGCUCAGACUGACAUUGAGAAGCUGAAGUCUAAGAUCACCGGCAUUCAGGCCGAGCGGGCUCGCGACCCUGACAUGCCAGGAUUGGAAGACGACCUUUGGAUCUAUACCGGCCUGCUCCAAAACGCCGUACCUACCUCGCAAGCCGCGGAGGCUACUUUCAGAGCAGCACAGAACACACUGCAACUAGCACAGAACAGAUAUGCUCAGUUGCAAGCUGUCAUCGAGAAGAUGAAGAGCCCCGGAGAGUGGCAGCGCCGCGGAAAGGCAGAUGCAGCUCGUCGAACCCGUCAACAGCAGCAGCGAAUGCAGGAGGAGUCAAAUAAAUCUCCUCAGCUCUUCCACACAUUCUGUCCGCAAGCACCUGUCGAGGUCACUGAAACCAUUCAACAGUGGCGACAGGAGAUCAAGGGCGCCUUCGCGGACUACACGACCAUGCAAACUUUUCCCCAGCCACCAGUCCAGGCGUGCAACAACAUCUCCUGCCAAGCCACGAGAAGGUCUCUACAAGCAUGCAGCUGCAAUAUUCGGGCUGCCUUCAUGGGAACUCCGGAUCUCAGCCUCAAGAAAGAGCGCCUAGCUUGGCAUCCUGACCACUUUUCGGCAUGUUCAGAGCAGUAUCAUGUGGCCUUCAAGCAGAUGGCCAUGGAGAUCUUUGUGGUGGUUGAUGCGAUGUACAAUGAACAAAAGUGA
This is a messenger RNA of Zasmidium cellare ATCC 36951, 756 nucleotides long. RefSeq lists its product as uncharacterized. The record is from RefSeq and is a predicted model, not a curated record. NCBI's taxonomy places the organism in Eukaryota, Fungi, Ascomycota, Dothideomycetes, Mycosphaerellales, Mycosphaerellaceae. The transcript has 2 exons. The coding region runs from base 1 to 756 and encodes 251 amino acids.